Molecule: messenger RNA, 4414 nt
Organism: Eurytemora carolleeae
Lineage: Eukaryota; Metazoa; Arthropoda; Copepoda; Calanoida; Temoridae
Product: protein SON
Exons: 19
Coding region: 11-3361 (1116 amino acids)
Biological process (GO): regulation of mRNA splicing, via spliceosome; regulation of cell cycle
Molecular function (GO): RNA binding
Source: RefSeq, a predicted model, not a curated record
UUUCAGAAACAUGGCAUCUAUAAAAGAGUUGAUGAAUGAUUCUAAGUACACCAAAAAGUCUGAUGAAAUAUUGGAUGAGCUCUUCAACAAGAUAAAGGAUGAAACGUCUGAUUCUGACACUGAAGAAGAAGAUGAAGAAGACGAAGAGAGUGAAGAUGAAAGUGAGAAGGAGAGAAGAAAGCAUAAAAAGAAAAAAAAGAAGCACAAGAAGGAUAAAAAGAAGAAGAAGAAAAGAUCCCGACGAAGUGAAAGUGAGGAAGAGGAAGAGCCCCGGAUAAAGAUAAAAAAGGAAGAUGAAGGAUUCUGGGGAGGAGCAAAACCUUAUAAAACAGAAAAAUCUGACCGGAGCAGAGAUGAUGAUGACAGGCGUGAAAGCGAUUCAAAAAGAAAGGAAAAAGAUCUAGAAAGGGAUUCUGGCAGGGAGCGAUAUGAUAGGUUUAAGCGGUCUGAUGAUUAUGAUAGUGAACGAAGACCGGUUGAUCUUGGCAGGGUUGCCCGCCCAUAUCCAGAUGACCGUAGUAGUAGAAAUGGACAUAUCAGGAGUUCCUACGAUAGGGAUAAGGGUCACAAAGAAGAGUAUGAUAAAGACAGGGACAGGAAAAAAGAUCGGGACGCGGAUGAUCGAAGGCGAAAAGACGAUCGAGAUCACGGAGGAAGAUCCCAGAGUCGAUCAACCUACGACAGAUCCGAUAACAAACGGGACGAAAAGAAAAGAGAUAAGAGCAUGGACAAGGACAAGGAGGAAAAGGACGGAUUUUGGGACACUAAAUGGGACGCCAUGAAGCUGGAAGAAAAAAUUGAAAAAGGAGAAAAGAGAGGAAGAUACUAUCUAAACACAAAGAAACGAUUUAAGGAUACCAUAGAUGGUAAAGAAGGCACACCCAGUUUAACCCCUAGUCCUGAGAGAACGGAGAAGAAGAAGAAAAAACAUGAAGAUUCCGAAUCAGAUACAGAGGAAUAUAAGAGGAUGAAGAAAACUAAAGAGAUCCAAGAAUUAAAAGUUGAUGGUGAUGGGCUGGUCCAAGGAAAACUUGCAGAUCCUUCAAACUUUGAGUAUGACCCGGUAACCAAGAUGUACCGGAAGAAGCUUGGCAUGGUAGAGCGCGAGGAGAAGAAGAUGAAGGGAGAAUCCUCUAGUUCUAGCAGUGAGGAGGAGGAUGAGCACGUCAAGGAGCUGGAGGACCUAGACAAGGACGGAGAAAAGAAGGAGGAAAAAAUUAAAAUGAACGAAGAUGGGUCAGAAUCUGCCCUGGGUAAUCUCCAAACUGAAGAAGAAAAACAGAAAGAGAAAGAAGAAAAGAAAAAGAAAAAGAAAGAAAAUCUUCGUAAAAAAGCAGAUGAAGAUUCUGAUUUAGAAGAUGGUGAAGUAACAGAAGUAAAAAAGGAAGAAGGGGAGGUUGAUUCAGAUGAGGAUAGAAGGAAAAAGAAGAAAAAGAAAAAACGUUCGAGGUCAAAAUCCCGAAGACGUUCUUAUAGCAGGGGUCGUGAGAGUAGAGGAAGAGAAAGUCGGGGUAGGGAAAGCCGUGGUCGAGAACCUCUAGAUAAGAGAUCAAGAGAGGCCUGGGGGUUAGAAUCCAAGUCAAGUAGAAGAUCCCGGAGUGGAGGUGGUCAUGAUGACCGUCUUAAGUCGCGCCGGUCACGUUCUCCAUAUGACAGAGUUAGAAGAACUAGGUAUGACAGGUCAAGGUCACGGGACAGAGAGAAGAGAAGAAGGGGAAGGUCCAGGUCCAGGUCCAGGUCCAGAUCUAGAUCUAGGUCAAGAUCCAGGUCAAGGAAACGGGACGAUAGUUGGGAACGAGAGCGGGAGGACAGAUACGAAAGGAACAAGAGGAGACAAGAGAAACAUAUGCGUAGUAAGAUCAACAAGGAAAGACUACUGGAGAUAGCAAAGAAAAACGCAGCCAAAAUUCUUAAAACUGGAGGAGACUUCAUGGGUAUCGAUGAGGAGCGAUUGAUUGCUAUGAAAUCCGGUGGAACCUCACUAGACGAACUCACCAAGUUCUGUAAAGAAUUGGCUAAGAAAGGUCUUGAGGACAAGGAUAAAAUAGAUUUCCUGGCAGAGUCGGAGAGUGAAUCAGACGAGGAGUUUAGGCAUCCCUUCAUGGUCAACGAUAAACCUCUUCCUAACCCUAUUACCAUGUUGCUGGGUGCAGGCGAGAAAAAGACGGAAGCGCUUCCUCCUGCGGCAAAGGCUGUUGCCAAAUCUCAAAGAAUGUUAGAGUUUCCAGUGUCCAGUGGUAAUGCACAUAGAACCAAGGUUGAAACUACAGGAGAGGAUACCCUAGAUACAAGCACAAGACUGGCACUAGAGAUGAAGAAAGACGAAGAGGAAAUGAUCAAAUUUCACGAGCAGAUGGAAGCCGAGGAGAAAGAGCUCUCUAAACUGACCAAGAUAGGUACAGAGAUUAUUCCCUGGAAACUGAAUGAUGAGGAUCAGAACCUCGUGGUCCCCAACCCAGUGGGCAAGGAUCUCUUCAGCGGAGAUAUUAAAGAUCUACCUAAAGAUAAGAUCGAAGAGAUUGAAAAACUCCGUCCUAAGCCUGUCUCCUUCCCGACCCCGGCUCUUCCUGCGCCGACAGAAAGACUUGCUCUCCCGGCCCCGAGUAAAAUUGAUCCGAAGAUGUCAGCGGAUCCGGACAAGGUUUUCGAGAUCGCAUCUGCACCAGUUAUUGAUAUAGGAUCUAUUGUAUCUAAACGUUUGACGGCACAGAGAAAGCUGCAGGCCAACCCUGAUGACAAAGAGGCUUUAAAGGAGAUGUAUGACGCCCAGAAACAAAUGGAAGCUUGGGCCAGCUCCAAGAAUAAGCCUGGCCAGUUCCUUGGUUCUACUGGAGCAAAGAUUAUGCAGAAACACGAGCUUAAUAACGGUCUACACGCUUGGGCCAGAAAGGAUCAGUUUGUCAAUGCAGAAAGGGUCCGAGGAGGGUUUGGUGAAUUCAUGUUGAAGAAGAUGGGAUGGGAGGAGGGUGAGGGGCUAGGGAAGAACAAGCACGGUGAGGUUGAUCCACUUACGCUGGACAUCAAGUUUGAUAAGAAGGGUUUAGCGGCUGCCGAGGAAGAUAAACGGGGAGCUAACGGUGUGAUAACACUGACCGGAUGUAAAGAUUUGACCGGAAAACAUCCGGUCUCGGCUUUAACCGAGCUCUGCAGCAAGCGACGAUGGGGUCCUCCUAUAUUUUCACAGGCAUUUGACUGUGGUCCACCACACAAGAAGCAAUAUGUUUUUAAGGUGACUGUGAAUGGGAAAGACUACAUGGCCAAUGUAGCUGUUGAUAACAAGAAGAAAGCAAAAUCUAACGCUGCUAUGGUCUGCCUUCAAACCAUGGGAUUGGUCCCGAAGGAUCCCGACAAUCCAGUUUAAUCAGAAAAGUCAAGAAUUGAGAUGAAUGGAACUUGGAAUUCAACAAGUUUUGAUUUUCUGUCAUCUCUCCCUCGGGCCCAAUGUUCUUUAAAAAUUCUCAAGGUUCAGAACUAAUCAUUGAAUAGAUAAAAUUGUAUUUUUUUUAAAUCAAACUCUCGCACAGGUUUGUUUUAGCAGAAGAUUUCCAAGUUCUUGUUGUAAACUGGAAUAAUGAUUAGAUUCAAUUUUUUUCGUUGUUUGUUUAUAUUCUAUUUUUUUUCAUCGUUUGCAAAACCCUUAAUAAAAUGUAAACGUUAGAUUUUCGGUUUUGUUCAAUUGAUUGUCGACUGCUUUGGUUUCAGGAAAGAUAGCCGUGCUGCCUACUGGAGAGAACCCCAUAAAAUUGUCCAAACUUCUGAAAGGCUUAACAUUUACUUACAAUGAAUACCAAAAAAAAUAUUUCCUGAGAAGCUGACGAAUUUUUAGAAUAACUAUAAAAACUAUUCUCAGCUCUUGGCUAGUUAAAAUAAUUUUGAAAUAAUUCUAGAAUAGACCAGUCAGGGUUUCUGAGCUACAUGUACUGUUUACACUGUACAGUACAUCGUUGAAGGGAAGAAAAGAGUUCAGAUCAAUAUCAUACUUCCGGACAAGACGGUUAACAUCAUUUUUCCUCAGAUAAAAACACACAAAUUUUAGUUAGGUCAUGCACUAAAAAUUAAACGAAUUUAAUCUCAAUAGUAAAUAGUCAGUUAGUUUUUUAUAUUUAUAUCAUUUCUUAACAUAAAGAAUAAGUACAUAUUAAUAAUAAAAAAUUUAAAAAAAUUAAAUUUAGAGCUGUUUAAUAAAAAAAUUGACUUUGAUCUAAAUUAAACUAUAAUGAGCCCUGAGCAUGCUUGCUAUUAGGCCGGGAGCAGGUAAACUAGAAAGAUUACAGACGGAAAAGAUCUAACCAAAUUUAGAAAGCAGUCGACAAACAAUGUUCAAAAUAAUUUAUCAGGAUUUUGAUCAUUAUGUUCGCACUUAUUGAUUGUUUCCAAAAUAAAGGUUGGGAAGAAAAUUUGUUUUAAUUUCAGA